Molecule: messenger RNA, 1776 nt
Organism: Diaporthe batatas
Lineage: Eukaryota; Fungi; Ascomycota; Sordariomycetes; Diaporthales; Diaporthaceae
Exons: 5
Coding region: 155-1468 (437 amino acids)
Source: RefSeq, a predicted model, not a curated record
GGUGAGGGUCAUGUCCGGUCUCACGCGCCGUUCCGUCCACCCAGUUUAUCUCCGGAGCCGAGUCUGCUCGGCCCCUGCCAGCUGACAGCGCCGGACUUGUACACUCCAACCUCCUGUUUAGACAACAAUCAGCUUUGAGCUAUAUUUGCGAGCAAUGACGUCUAUCACCGUUUCAGACAUCGAGGUUGCUGCAACACCGGUCCAGCUAGUCAAGUUCAGAGGAUCCGGCCGGCUUACAACACGCCUUGCCACACCCCUCCAGGGACCAAACGCGGCCUCGCACAAGGACGGCGACCCGGUCAUCUCACUCUACCAGCCAACAUCCGGGACGGCGUUCGACCCGCGCUGCCGGUACUCCCUCCUGCUCUCCACGUCCGAGACGUCCCGCAACCCGCUGUUCCACCAGGCCUGCAUCUACGUCCCGGAGCACGACGAGCUGUACGUCACCUCCGGGCUGCUGCAGACCACCAGCAGCAGCGCGCUGCCCGUCGUGCUCAUCUCGCGGGUGAACCUGCGCCGCAGGGGGAAGCCCGAGAGCAGCGGCGGGCAGUGGGAUGAGGACGAUGACGACCCGGUCGGCGGCAGCGACGACGACGUCAUCUCCGUAGAGUGGCAGAAACUCCGCCCCCCGCAGAGUAUGGCCAUGCCGGCCGGCGGGGUGCGGUACGGCGGCGGCGGCAGCGGCAGCAUGGUCUUCUGCUCGCAGGGCAGCCUGGGCGAGGAGAGCACGGGGGGCCUGUACUUCAUGCGGAGGGGCAAGCCGCCCGAGGCGCUGGUCGCGGGCUUCUACGGCCGGCGCUUCAACUCGCCCCACGACGUCGCCGUCUCCUCGCGCGACGGCGCGCUGUGGUUCACAGACCCGUGCGAGGGCUUCGAGCAGGGCUUCCGCCCCCGGCCGCUGCUGCCCUGCAGGGUGUACCGGUUCCACCCGGAGUCGGAUGACCUGCGCGUCGUGGCUGACGGGCUGGCUCGGCCUGGAGGCAUUGCAUUUAGUGGGGAUGAGAGCACGGUGUAUAUCACUGAUGCCGGUGUGGCCGAGGGCGAGGGCGAGGGCGGUGUGGGACCCCCACGGGAAUCGGCCAUCUACGCAUUUGAUGUGGUGACAAGGUCUGGCUCCCCCUUCCUCGCUAACAAGCGCGUCUUUGCCGUGCCCACCACGGGCAUACCGACCAGCGUGAGAUGCGGCGCGAACGACUUUGUGUACGCUGGGUGCUCUGGCGGUAUAGAAAUUUGGAAUUCGGGUGGUAUGCUGCAGGCUGUUGUGGAGAUACCUGGUGGUGUCACUAGUUUCUGCUUUGGCCGCCAGGAUGACACGCGACGAGAGCUGUUCGUGUGCGCGGAACAGAGGCUGUGGAGGCUACGGUUCGGCUGCCGGUCAAAGUCCAUACUGCCAUUCGAACGAGCCGGAUGGUUUGAGUGGAGCGAUCGGACCGCACUCGUGACAGCAAUGCAGCGGCCUUCUGCUUGACGGCGUGCUGUUUGGAAAAGUCUCGGGACAAGCAAGGUUGUUCUGAUCUCCACGGGCGACCGUUUUCUGCGCCCACCAUGAGACGCAUUGAAGGGACGUGCCGCACAAAGAAACCCCUGGGCAUCAGAGCCUCUGCCGGGGAAUGGCAUUCUGCGAUCGUUAUUCAUGAUGCUCAUGUAGAUCUCCGAGAUAGACUUCGGCACUAAUAGCAUCACCUAGCAUGAUGCUUUAUGCAACUCUGGUACAGUUGUGCGUCUGUGUGUUCGACUAGUAUUAUUCUCAAUACAUAUGUCAGCAAUUUGUACUCA